AUGCAAAUAUUAAAUGCUAGAUAUGCCCUAAGGGCGUCAGCGUCUCAGCUACAGGCGUGGUGCUCCGUUCGAAGCCGCACUGCGACUACUGACAGAAAGAGCGUCGAAUACAAGCCAAUAAGGAGCGUGCUGGUGGCAAAUAGGGGCGAGAUCGCUAUCCGAGUGUUCCGAGCAUGCACCGAGCUGGGAAUAAGGUCCGUCGCCAUUUACAGCGAACAGGACCGUCUGCAGAUGCACAGACAAAAGGCCGACGAGUCUUACAUUGUCGGCAAAGGUCUGCCACCGGUUGAGGCCUAUUUAAGCAUCCCGGAGAUCAUUCGAGUUGCCAAGGAGAAUGACGUCGACGCAAUUCACCCCGGCUACGGGCUCCUGUCUGAAAGAUCAGACUUUGCGCACGCCAUCAUUGAUGCGGGCCUCCGUUUCAUCGGCCCCUCGCCGCAGGUGGUACAACAGAUGGGCGACAAGGUCGCCGCCAGGAAAGCAGCCAUCGAAGCUAAGGUUCCGAUAGUUCCCGGUACCGAUGGACCAAUCACAACCAAGGAGGAAGCUCUCGAAUUCUGCAAAAAACAUGGUCUUCCAGUGAUAUUUAAGGCGGCGUACGGCGGCGGCGGGAGGGGGAUGCGCGUCGUGCGCGAGAUGGGCGAGGUGGCGUCCGCCUUCGAGCGCGCCUCCUCCGAGGCGCUGGGCGCCUUCGGCAACGGCUCCAUGUUCAUCGAGCGCUUCAUCGAGCGCCCGAGGCACAUCGAGGUGCAACUCCUCGGUGACAAGGCUGGCAAUGUUGUGCACUUGUACGAGAGGGACUGCUCAGUGCAGAGGCGGCAUCAGAAGGUGGUGGAGAUCGCGCCUGCCCCCGGAUUGGACCCGGAGGUGCGCCAGAAAAUGGUUGACUGCGCGGUGCAUCUGGCGCGACACGUCGGAUACGAGAACGCUGGCACAGUCGAGUUCCUUCUCGACGACAAGGGCAACUUCUACUUCAUCGAAGUGAACGCCAGGUUGCAAGUAGAGCACACAAUAACGGAGGAGGUGACCGGGAUAGACCUGGUACAAUCGCAGAUCCGGGUGGCGGAGGGGCUGACCCUGCCCGAGAUGGGCCUCACCCAGGACCAAAUAAGGACCCAAGGAUACGCCAUCCAGUGCAGGGUCACCACAGAGGACCCCGCCAACAACUUCCAACCGAGCACCGGCAGAAUAGAGGUGUUCAGGUCGGGCGAAGGCAUGGGCAUUCGUCUCGAUUCUGCCUCGACUUACGCCGGCGCCAUUAUUUCCCCGUACUACGACUCGCUCCUCGUUAAAGUUAUCUCGCAUGCGCAAGACUUGGCGUCAUCCGCUGCUAAGAUGAACCGCGCCCUCCGAGAGUUCCGCAUUAGAGGGGUCAAGACCAACAUUCCCUUCCUACUAAACGUGUUGGAAAAUCAGAAGUUCCUUAACGGCGCCGUGGACACGUACUUCAUCGACGAGCACCCGCAGCUGUUCAUGUUCAAGGCGUCGCAGAACAGGGCGCAGAAGAUCCUCAACUACCUGGGCUACGUGCUGGUCAACGGGCCCGCCACGCCCCUAGCCACCAGCAUCCCCCCCUCCGACGCCAAGCCCUACAUCCCGCCGAUUCCGCUCGACCUUUCUCCCGAGGCUGUUAAAAGACAAGAAAUGACUGGUGAAAAUACAGCCGUGCAGCCGCCGCGCGGCCUGAAGCAGGUGCUGGACGAGGGCGGGCCGGAGGCGUUCGCGCGCGCCGUCCGCUCGCACGGGGGGCUGCUGCUGAUGGACACCACCUUCCGCGACGCGCACCAGUCGCUGCUGGCCACGCGCGUGCGCACCCACGACCUGCUCGCGGUCUCGCCCUACGUCGCCCACAACUUCAGCAACCUCUACGCGCUCGAGAACUGGGGCGGCGCCACCUUCGACGUGGCUCUGAGGUUCCUGCACGAGUGCCCGUGGGAGAGGCUGGAGGACAUGCGGCGGCUGAUCCCCAACAUCCCGUUCCAGAUGCUGCUGCGCGGCGCCAACGCGGUCGGCUACACCAACUACCCGGACAACGCCGUAUACAAGUUCUGCGAGAUGGCCGUGAAGGCCGGAAUGGAUAUAUUCCGCGUGUUCGACUCGCUCAACUACCUGCCCAACCUGAUUUUGGGCAUGGAGGCGGCCGGCAAGGCGGGCGGCGUGGUCGAGGCGGCGAUCUCCUACACGGGCGACGUCUCCGACCCCGCCAAGACCAAAUACGACCUCAAGUACUACCUGAACCUGGCCGACGAGCUGGUCAAGGCGGGCACCCACGUCCUGGCCAUUAAGGACAUGGCCGGCCUGCUGAAGCCGCGCGCCGCCGAGCUGCUGAUAACUGCGAUCCGCGAGAAGCACCCCAGCGUGCCGAUCCACGUGCACACGCACGACACGUCGGGCGCGGGCGUCGCCUCCAUGUUGGCGUGCGCGCGCGCCGGCGCCGACGCGGUGGACGUCGCCGUCGACGCCAUGUCCGGCCUCACCAGCCAGCCCAGCAUGGGCGCGCUCGUCGCCUCGCUGCAGGGCGACCGCCUCGACACCGGCAUCCCGCUGCAGACGGUGUCGGAGUACUCAGCGUACUGGGAGCAGGCGCGCACGCUGUACGGGCCGUUCGAGUGCACGGCCACCAUGAAGUCGGGCAACGCGGACGUGUACAUCAACGAGAUUCCCGGCGGCCAGUACACCAACCUGCAGUUCCAGGCCUUCUCCCUCGGCCUGGGCAGCCAGUUCGAGCAGGUCAAGAAGGCGUACAGGGAAGCCAAUCUGCUACUCGGUGAUAUUAUCAAAGUGACACCCUCAUCUAAGGUGGUUGGCGAUUUGGCCCAGUUCAUGGUUCAGAACAAGCUCUCUGCCAAAGACAUUGAAGAAAAAGCCGAGGAGUUGUCAUUCCCCAAAUCUGUGGUGGAAUUCUUGCAAGGUGCUAUCGGUGUGCCAUAUGGAGGUUUCCCGGAACCACUAAGGUCUAAAGUGCUGAAAGAUAUGCCCAGAAUCGAAGGACGGCCUGGACAAGAGCUGCCACCAUUAGACUUCGACAAGUUGAAGAAAGACUUAAAGGAAUCAUUCCCAGAUGUGUCGGACCAAGACGUAAUGUCUGCAGCAAUGUACCCGCAAGUGGCCAACGACUUCUUCCGCAUGAGGGAUAAGUAUGGACCGGUCAAGCACUUGGACACGAAGACCUUCCUCGUGGGGCCCACGGUGGGCGAAACUAUAGAGGUGAAGAUCGAGCGCGGGAAGACGCUGGACAUAAAGACACUGGCGGUCUCCGAUGAGAUGACAGCGGCUGGUGAGCGCGAGGUGUUCUUCGAGCUGAACGGGCAGCUGCGAUCCGUUUUCAUAAGGGACGAGAACGCCAGCAAGGAAAUGAAAAUUCAUCCAAAGGCAGUUAAGGGCGACAAAGAUCAAGUUGGAGCCCCCAUGCCGGGCACAGUCCUCACUAUUAAGGUGAAGGAAGGUGAUAAAGUGGACAAGGGUCAACCUAUUGCUGUUCUGUCGGCUAUGAAGAUGGAAAUGAUAGUUCAGGCGCCAAGGGCCGGCGUAAUCAAAUCUGUCAGUAUCACCAAUGGCCAAAAGUUAGAGGGAGACGAUCUGAUCUGCACAAUCGAA
This is a messenger RNA of Iphiclides podalirius (scarce swallowtail), 3597 nucleotides long. The record is from the annotation of a GenBank genome assembly. Lineage: Eukaryota; Metazoa; Arthropoda; Insecta; Lepidoptera; Papilionidae.